AUGGAGCUGAGACCUGACACCAGCCACAAUGAGAAUUUGCCCCUCAGGCCUGCAAGCCCCCUGAGGCCAGGCAAGGGGCUCAAGCCACGUGGACUCCUGAAGAGCCUGAGUGUCAGCCUGGGCAGUGGACAUGGCAGGUGCCAGGCCAAGAGAGGAGGGCCUGUCGCCACACCCUCCCCAGGGGCAGUGCUUUGCCAGGACCCCUGCCGAGUCCAGACCAACCUGGCCAGCCCCGGCCCCGGCCUGGGCCUUGCUCUGAAGGACACGACUGGCCGGCUGAUCAACUCAAGCUUCCGGCAGCAGAGCAACCUGCAGCCCCUGGCUGGGAGGCCCCACAGGAAAGCCCCAGAGUUUGCCGGCCAGCAGAGUAACCUGAGCAUAAGGGAGACCAGCUUGGCCAAGUGUGGAAGUCAUGCCAGCCCCCAUCUCUGGUCGGAGCCUCAGGAAAGCUUCCGGCCCCACAUGAUGGCCCAGGGAAGCCCCCUACCCCGAGGACCACUGGCUCACCCACCCUCCAGCCUGAGGCAGUCCUGGUGGCUGGCCUCAGACACCCCCUGCCAGGGCUUCAGGCCAGCUGCAGGCUGUGUCCUUCUCAGUGGUUGCACAUGGCCAGGCCCCAGAUCCUGGUGUGGCCUGGGGAGCUGGACCUCCAGGCUCACGGGGGAACCCCUCACCCUGAAGGACCUGGCUGUCCCUGUGCAGAGCCAGGCUCAGGCCCCAUCCCAGGCUGCUGUCUGCCAGCUGUUGGCCUCCGUGCGGCGCCUGGAGCACAAGGCAGCCCGUCUCGGGUGCCGGGCAUCCCAGGAACCCUCGGGCCCUUGCCGUGGCCGGGCACUCGCUGCUUGCCCCCAGCCCGGCCUGCCUGUUCUUGCUUCCCGGGAUAAGAGGAAGAAAUACCCUCGAGGUCUCAGGGAAACCGAGGAUUCCCCAGAGACCCCAGGGGCCCAGGCUGAUCUCUCAGACUCUCAGGCAAGCAGUAAGCCUGCAUCGCUAGAGCCCACGUUGGGGAUGCUGACUGGGGACGUCCUGGAUCCUGAGCAGGGCGUCCUCCCUGCCCACCCCCUAGGACGGGGAGGGAACUGCUCCCCAGAGACUGCAUUCAGCAGCGGGUGGAGGGGGGAGCCCCUGCUUCCUCGAGGGGCUGGCAGCAGAGGGGCCAGACUCUGCUCUUCAGCCUUCUCCCACGCAGCCUGGGGCGUCCUCCCUGGGCGGGAAGGAGGGGAGGGGGCCCCGAGGGAGCAGGUCAGCAGGAAGGAGGAGAGGACGGCUUCCAGUCCCCCAGACACGGCCCCGGCGAGGGGUGCCCGGCAGAUUUCCAAGAACAAAGCCAGAAACAUUGUGAGCCUGGAGCCUGAGAAAGCUGGCUGGCAGCUGCUGUCCAGAUGUUUCAGAGCCUGGAGGGGCGUGGUGCGGAGGCGGCAGGCAGUGGCAGCGGCGCUGGCGCUGGGCCGCCAGCAGCUGUUGCGUAGGGGCCUGCGAGCGCUGCGGUCGGCACUGUGGCUCCGGGAGGCCCAGCUGGAGGUGGCGUGGGGACGACGCACACAGGCCCUGCUGGCCCGGAGCUUCCAAAAGUGGAGAAACCUGACUCAGCAGGAGAAACGGGGGCAGCCCCACGUCCAGGCUGGGCCAGGACCCCCACCCUCUGAGGGAGGCCAGGGCCGAGGUCCCUCGGGAAGGAAGCCAGCCGUGGACCCCGCCCCGAGAAGCAGACCAGACGGAGGAGACGGGGGCAUCCAGAUCCUGCAGGCUCUGCAACAACCGGCUGUCUCCCUCCUGUGGCGCCAUCAGAAGGAAUGGGCCAGGCGGGAGAAGGGGCUCCAGGGAGAGGCCUCCCAGGCCACACAGAGGACUCAGAGGAUGGGGAGGUGCUCUCCUGCUGCCCUGGGCACCCAGCCCCAGGGAGCCUGGCUCUGCAGGUGCUUUGGGGCCUGGCAGCGGUUGGUGAAAAGAGGGGCCCGGUACCGUGACCACAUGGCCAACCGCCGGGCAAGGACCCUGAGGACGUGCCUGCAGCAGUGGAUGCAGAUGAAGUGGCUCCGGGCCUCAGAAAGGGCGAAGGUGACUCAGCUGUCCCUCUGCUGGCAGAAGGCAGGGAACAUGGCACUCUGCAGCUCAGCCCCUGGAGCGGCCACAGACCAUGGCCUGGGGGUGGUGGCCCAGGCCCCGGGGCUGCCCCAGGAGCUAGGCCGGGGCUCCCUGCAGGACGCCUGCCCGAGGCUGGCCCUGCACCCUGCACUGCUGCUCUGGAGGACGCGGCUCUUCCAGCGCCAGAGGGCUGACUCCUUCCUCCAGGGCAUGAGGCGGCGCAUGCUGCGGCGCAUCCUGAGGAGGUGGCGCUGGAGGGCCUGGGGUCCAGGUACCCCAUCAGGCAGCUCCAGGACUACUUGGGCCCCGGAACUGCUGGGGGGCAUCCCGGGAGGGGAGGCCUCGCUGGGCUGCAGCACGCCCCGCAGCUCACUGGAGAAGGCGUCCAGGGCCCCCGCCCCCCUGGAGAGCCUCCAGGUGAGCUUUCUGCUGGCAGCUGGGCGGCGGCAGCAGGGGCGGUGCCUUCUGUUCUGGCAUGCGCGGGCCCAGCAGUCCCGGGGCGCAGCGAGCUGGCACCAGAGCACCCUUCAGAGGCGCAUCCUCCUUGGCUGGAGCCACUGGGCAACAGCCCAAGGGGCCCAGAGAGAGCUGGCUGCCCGCUGGGCCUGGGGUCAGAGCUGCAGGGCCGUGCUGAGCCUGUGGCGGCGGCGGCUGGUGCAGCAGCAGGAUGCGGAGUGGUGGGCCCAGGAGCGGGGCCGGAGACGGGUGCGAGAUACCCUGCACCACUGGCACUCCUGCUGGCAGAGGCAGCAGUUCCUGCAUGAAAAGUACCAGAGGUGGGUGCAGGUCCACCUCCAGGGCCUGCGGAGGGCCACGUUCUGGCGCUGGCAGCAGGCGGCAGCUCGUCGGAGACGCAUGGUGGCCGGGCCAGAGCAGCACCUACUGCAGAGCCACUUCCAGGCCUGGUGUGGAGGUGUGAGAGACACGGGUGCGCUCCGGGCCAAGCAUCGAGCCUUCCAGGAUGGCCUGAGGAGAAGGGCACUGGGGGCGGCAUUUGUCACAUGGCAGGAGGCCCGAGUGGCCGCAGCCCGGGCACGGGAGCAGCACGUGGCCCGGGCCUCCAUCGUCCACUGGAGAAGCAGCGCGCAGCAAGGCCGGGCAGCCAGGCAGCUGAGGGGGGCCCAGGCCCAGCAGGCCUUCACAGCAUGGCGAGUGGCCCUGGGCCAGCGUCGUGAGGCCCGACAGCAGGCAGAAGAGCGAGCUCGGGCCCAGGCCCGGGCGGCCCUGUGUUGGACGCUGUGGGUGCGGGAGUCCCGCCUACACUGGGUCAGCCGAACCCACACUGCCAGGAAGCUGAGCGCCAGGUGGGGUCCUGGCCCUGAUGGCCUGGGUGUGGGUUCCUCCCUCUCCCCCAGGGUCCUAGAGGCCUGUGCACAGUCAGCGGCCGGGGGCCUUGUCCAGAGAGCCGCCAUCACCCAGUUCCAGCAGGCUGGGCCCAGGCACCUCCUGCAGACCCACUGGGCCCAGUGGCGGACAGCACUGCUCACAGUGCGGCUGGAACCUGGGGCCAAGGUCCAGGAGGCCAGCAUGGCUCGCCCCAGGCCCAGGGCCGACCUCAGGCACUGCCCCAGGCUGGCCAGCAGAGGGCGCCUCCUGGUGCUGAUGGAUGCCUCGGCCCCGCGGAAGCAGGGGCCCGGCGGCCUUGUGGACACCACCCCUACCCCGUUCUCGGACAGCUUCCUGGCUCUGGAGGACAGCCAACUCCGAGCCCGCAGCUGCAGGCCACAGGCCACAGGGCCCAUGCUGUCUGGCCCAACCCAGCACCACAACCUCAGUGGACAGAGGAAGUGGAGAGAAGCAGCCUGGGCUCAGAGUAAGGAGACCUGCCCCUGGGGCCGGACUUGUGAAGUGCCGGGCUGCAUGCGUGUGGAGUGGAGGCAGGGACCAGGGGCUUGGCUGAGCCACGGCGAGAGCUGGGCCCUCUCUGGACAGUGCUGGUUCCAGCAGGAUCCUGGAGGAGCAGGGCCACGCCCAUGGCUCUGCCCUUUUUCCUGGCCAUGCAGGAGUCAUGAUGCUCUUGGCCUUCAGGACACACACCAGGGCCUCUCCCCCCAGGAGGAAAUACCUGCAACGCUGGCACCUUGAGGCACUGCUUCGCCGGCUCCAGGGUACCCAGCAGGCCAGGCACCUGGCAGUGAGGUGGCAGCGUUGGGUAGAUGCUCAGGGGGCAAAGCGGCUGGCUCGGACACUGCUCAGGCAGUGGCAUCUGAGAUGGGCCUGGCGAACGUGGCGGAGGCAGGUCCUGCGGCUGCGGGUGGCUCAGCGAUUACAGCAACAAGACGACAGCUGGGUCCUUUCCCAGGAUUCCAGGCCUUUGAGAAGUGGCACCAGUGCUUGGUAGCCAGGGGCCCAAGGAGAGGAGACAGCAGCAGCCUGAGACCCCUGAGCAAGCUGGCCAUCAGGAGCCCUGGGAGCAGGCUGGAAGCUGCCAGGGCCCCCGUGUGUGCUAGACCUGGGGCAGAGCAGGGGCCCAGCUGCAGCUGUGACUGUUCCCGUGGAAAGAAAAACAGAAACUGAGCCCAGCCUUCCCAGGGAAGCAACCGUGCCCCACCCACCA
Ceratotherium simum simum (southern white rhinoceros) is the source of this 4642-nucleotide messenger RNA. The record is from RefSeq and is a predicted model, not a curated record. NCBI's taxonomy places the organism in Eukaryota, Metazoa, Chordata, Mammalia, Perissodactyla, Rhinocerotidae.